AUGGCUCAGUUCUCUCGUAUCCUUGCUGCGGCCGUGCUUCUUAUGUUGGGUAAGUGGAACACGUUUCUAUACAAUCUAACGAUGAUAAGUGAAUGAAGAUGGUGAAUUUUGAGCUCGAUAAUUAUCUGUGAAAUAUGAAAUAUUCAACAUUACACGAGCGUGGGACAAAGAAAAAUCUGAGUCCCCGACAGGAAUCGAACCCAUGACCUCCCGAACACCGGGCGGGCGCUCUAUCGGCUGAGCUACGAGAACUCAUGGAGAGCAAGGCAGUGCUGAUCCUAGCAGUAUGCAGGACACCUGUCACAUAUGAACUCAGUAAAAUGACCUUGCUCUCUAUGAGUUCUCGUAGCUCAGCGGAUAGAGUGCCCGCCUGGUGUUCGGGAGGUCAUGGUUUCGAUUCCUGUCGGGGACUCAGAUUUUUCUUUGUCCCACGCUCGUGUCAUGUUGAAUAUUUCAUAUUUCACAAUCUAACGAUGAUUAGUAGAAUUCUACUAGUAUACUAAUGCAAAUGCUGCAAUCUGAUUGGCUGAGCUACUGAUAUACUAUCAGCCAUUAGAGUGCAGGGGCUGCCGGUCUUCCACGAAAUGCGAUGUUUUUAUAGUUUUUCCGAAGUUUUGGAAGGAAUUUUAGAUGUAAACGGUUAAUUAAAUUCCUGAGAAGACUAAAAGAAGCACAUUUACUGUUUCUUGACUUAAAAAUCUUGAAAAUAUUGAAAAUGCGGGUACGCGCGUUAACAACUGCAAAUUUGCCAAGGACAGUUCGAUACGUCAACUUUGUUUAAGCGUAAAGUUCAAUAAUGCGUGGGAAAAUCAUUGGAAACCGUUAUUUGCGUUAAUUUCAAUUAGAAUUCUACUAAAACAAUUAGAUUAUUCGCUAUCGAUUUCUAUGAGGCGAUAGUUGAUUCGGCCUUCGGCCUCAUCAACUAUCACCUCAUAGAAAUCGAUAGCGAAUAAUCUAAUUGUUAAUUAGCAAUUUCAUUUCUCGUCACAAUGUCGGUGCAAAAUCAAGCAUAUAAAUCUUUAGAAUACAGGAAUAUACACCGAAUCUCUCCAGGCCAAGUUUUGUAAGUAGAGGACCGGGGUAAUAUGAUCUCCCUUAGAAACAAUGGCUUUAUAUAACUGUUUGCAUAUGGGGUUCGUAAACGACGUUUUAUUGAAAUAUAAUUAAUUUGAGGAGGAAUGUUCGGUUAUGAAGUCGAAUCAUGGAGCAGGUUUUUAAAAAGAUGAUCUUGUGUGCUUUCAUGGAUGCACUGGAUUUUUUAAUUCCCUGAAAAAAAGUUUGUUUUUCACGAUCGCAUUCAUUUCAUGAACCAUUUGCCUUACAUCUUACAUUUAUCUCUUCUCCCACAGUUGUUCAAGCUUACUGUAUGCAAUGUGGCAGAGUCCAAUACAAAUGCUGUGGGUAAGUGUAAUUCGUACAUGUCUCGCCUGUACGGGUAAGUGGUAGGAGAAGGGAAAAGCGCGAACAAAGAGAAGGAGUUUCUACUAUAAGAACCAAGCCUUUCAAAUAACGCCCGCCAACUUCCUCAUUAUCUAAUUUCAGCAACUGUUAAAAAUUGCAUAAGCCAUAGGUUUUGAUUUAUUCCUGCAGACACUACUCUUACACCCCUUCCUCUCACGUUUGCUGUUCUGGAAAAGUUGUUCAAAAGCCGUCUCAGUGCUGUGGAAGAGAGUCAUAUAACCCUCGCUAUCAGGCUUGCUGUGGAGGAAAUGUUUAUGACAUAAAUAAGCAGGUAAUUUAACAAAGUGACGUCAGUUUAGCUCAGAUUCCUUAAAGAGAUGGAUCGCAGUUACUUACAAUCAAGCGCAGACUCUCGCGAAGUAAACAUGCGUGUCUGCAGGACCUGAAUUUACCUUGGUUCGGAUCCUAUCAAAGUGGAGUCAUUCAGUAAACUAAGGAAAGUUUCUAUAAUAAGAAUACUUCCUCGUUUUUUUUUUCCACAUACAAACAACAAAACCAAUUAAAUUAUUACUGAUUCUGUAAAUUCGCUGGUUCAUAGUAACUUCUCCAAUUUUUUAAAGGUUGGUGGGCAUCAGUUCCACUGCUUAAAGUGCACAUGAAACGAAAUUUCACCUCCAUUUUUUUCAAUUUAACCUAAAAUAGGAUCCUUUAGAACUAUUUUAAGGGGGAAAUAGAGUGCCAAAAGUGGUGGCAACAUACUUUUUCAGACGCUUAAAGAUGCCCCAUUUUCCAUAAAAUUGUAGUCAAGGACCUGGGCUCUAGUUAAAGGAUCGUGACGUAAUUCGUGUGUAUGCAGCCAAGCGAGAACGACUCCAAUGCAAGUCAUUUACACUUUAAACCUUGCACGAAACCAUGGCUUUAAGCGGCGAAGACUUUACCUAAAGUUCAGCUGAAGACAAUUUAGACUCGAUACAAAGUUCUGAGGAAGAGAUCGGGUCAGAUAUAGGCCAUAUAGCUCCGUACGAAUGUGAACCUUCGGCGAGUUCCGAUGAAAAUGGCGGAGGCCUUGAGGAAGAGGAAGUCGACGAAGACGGAUUGAGUGUUGCUACUUUAGAACAACGAAUUGAUAAAACUGUGCCUGUCAGUGCUUGGUACGUGAAAAUCCUGUUGUGUUUUGUCAUGAAUGAUUCUGAGUGUAGCAGAAAAUUUAUAUACCUGCCAACUUUUUCUGAGAUGUAGGCGUGAGAUUUUUAUCCUGGGAGUGCUGGGGUUUUUGAAAACGACACGAUCAUUUCCGAAGAUUCCCGAAGAAGUCCGAAGUCUUCGGAAGACGUCCGAAGUCUGCCGAAGGCGAAGUUAUCGAGAAAACGCUUAUCCACAAAGUCAGAGAUCGCGAGGAAGAUAUUGUCAUUUAUUACGCGGGAUGACGUAGUCAGCCAGCGUCUAAAAUUCGGUAGCACAUUCCUUUCGUCGUCUUGGGAGUAAAAAAUUGCCUUGUCUUUUUAACUUUCCCGUAUCCCGCGCCCGUCCCGAAAAAUUGUGUGGAUUUUUAUUGGCCGCAACGUCGAAGCACGUGCAAGUCAGGCUGGAUUGCACAAGCCGAAAAAAGAUACUGCGUCAGCAAAGGAGGGAAAAGUAAGAUCACUGAGUAGAGGAGGACGAAGACUCAAGGCCGUGCUCUUAAUACGGCGCAAGACUUGGCCUCGGGCGACUGAAAAUAUUGUCUAGGUGGUCCAGCCGGGCGACUUGCUGGUGUUGGUUUCUUGUCUCUGUUGAGUUACAGUCAAAAAGCUAAGAAUGUCUAGAAUUUAUUGACUUGCGAAAUCGUAGCUCUCUCGGUGGCUUCGCGACCUAAAAAGAACGCUCCGCUCGCUAAGAAACUCUUGAGGUCGACUUGUAAGUAGCAAUAAGUAGCAUGUCUAUCAAAAAGCUUUAGGAAAAUGUUGUUAAAUCGGGCAGCGGGCACGCGUUGAUGUUCAAAGGUUGUUUCACGUGAAUUCACAUGUAACAUAAUCCUUCACUAUGAACGUGACAAGCUGCACAGUUUUCGAUUGUAACAGCUUUUCAUAAUAACAUUGAAAUUUUUUCUUCAAAUUACGAUUGUUCAUUAGUUAGUUUUUCAAAACAAAUUGUUACUUUUGCUCUGACAGGCGUGAAGUACGGUCGGCGACGCAAAACAAUGUUUUUGUAUUUUGAAAAAUCGCUGAAUAAACAAGGGGUCGGUCUUUUAUGUUCUUUAAAUAUUUUUACCUUUUCUUACUGCUGUGUCUGCGAGGCUAAAACAUAACUAAGAUUGUUAUUCCAGUAAAAUACGAUGCAUAAAAAAGAAAAGAAACGACUAUAGUAAUUGUGAUUGUUCUAGAAUCGGGUAUAAAUCCCGCAUUGUCUUUCGUGUCGUGACAAGGCAUUACGUAUCACGUAUUAAAAUAAAUACGCAAAUGCUAACCGAAUCUACAUUUGUCCCGAACAUUUCACCGGUAAUAUAGAAAGAAAAUACUUCCGUUUUGCGCUUAAACGACGACUUUACAACAAGAUAAUCUUUUCAAAAGAGAUAAUGGUUUUAGGGCGGCCGGGGGGGGGGCCCUUCCUUAUAAAGAGGCUAAUGGGGAUGUGCCGCCGGAUGAGGUCGCAUUUUCACGACUAGAUUGACUAUUAAUGGGGUUGCAUUUUCAAAAGAGUUACUACUUUUGGGGGUAAGAGAGCUGUUCAUAUUUACGGUUAGCAAACGUAUCAGGAUAUUUGUACUGUAGGUGAAAAGUAAAGUGUUCUUCAUUCAAUUUAUUAAAAAAAUGGGUCAAUUCAUUUUUUGAUGACCUAUUUAAAGGAUUGAUAAGUUAGAUACGUAAAUAGAAAGUGACUAAGUUGGGAUCGCAAAAAUUACAUAUUUGCCCAAGAGUGACUAAUGUGGGGUCUACAAUUGGUCACAGAAAAGACUAUAAUGGGGUAGGGGCUCUGAGAGGCCAGCGGCACAUACCCAGCAAAAAUUAACGCAAGUAACCCCCCUGGGGGCGCAAUCUUAAUAAGCAAAUUUUCUUUUUCUUUCUUUCUUUUUCAAAAUGAUUAGUAAAAAGAAUAGUGCCCUUAUUUUUGACCCCAAAUUUACUUUGCCAUUUAAAAAACAUGAAAUGUUCGGCGGCGUUGUCCAUGUUUCUCAUAUGGCGCGAAAACUUACUUUCAUAUGACAACGUGCCGGUUUUUUUUUUUUUUUCGCAGGCGCAGGGGGUCAAAAGGAUGUGAUUUUUCAUGAAAAAAAUAUUCACAGACUUCUGCUUGACUUGUUAAGAAAAUAAUUUGUUUAAUUUUUAACAAUUAACUAACAGCUCAUUGAUUUAUUAAUUUGGGCGACCAACUUGGAGGCCCGGGCACCCCAGCUAAAAAUGCUUCGGGAGCCCAAAGGGCUCCCUGAAGUGGCCCUAGAGCACUUCCUUGAAGCCCUGUAUUUAUUGGAAGUAUGAUACAUUACAUGCUAUUGUUAAAUGUGGAAGCGCAUUUUUUGAGGACAUUAGUAAAGGAAUGCAAAUUUUAGUGAACUACCCCAUACUACUAAGAUAUAUGGUGGUAAUAUUGAUGUAAGUUUUGUUUUGAGUAGCAAAGGAACCCUUGUGUGUAACUCAUCUUCUAGUGUAUUAGUCCUUAACAGAACAUCUCCGUCUCUCCUGCACACAUUUGUUGCAUACACUGCACAACUUUCCAUUGCCAUCCAACAUACCCGUAAUUCUUUCUUAAACCCACACAUCCCGCGUAAACGCCUUCGGGCGUCUUCUUGUUCAUUUUACACAUGGUUUUCGUUCCUUACAUGGGUGUGAGUUAACAUAUUUUUGGAAAUUGUGUCAAGCAAGACGGCAACAACUCACAUUUUUCAAUCAGGCGUGAGAAAUUGGUCCGCAGGCGUAAGCGGGCGUGAGAUCGAAGUUUUCAACCCGCAGGCGUGAGACUCACGCCUAAGGCGUGAGAGUUGGCAGGUAUAAAUUUAUAGCUCAGAGCGACCUGAAACCAUGCACAUGAUCGAACCUUAUUCUUGUAAAAAGAUUAUAUAUGGCAGGCCAUAGUUAAUAGACGGGACCUGGUUAGGAAGCCCGGCAAACAUCAAAAGAGCAAACAAAGAUGCCAAGAUUUAUGUUGGAAGGUCUACAACUCUGCACAAUCUUUUGUUUUACGCUCACACUAUGCAUGAGUUACGUAACCAACACGCUUCAAUUGGUUAGUUCCUCUGUACGGGGUAAACAACUAUUGUGUUUUGUGCAGGGUCAAGGCCAAAAAACAGAACAAUAACAUACAGCAAAGAACUUUGACGAGUUUCAUAACCAUUCCCUCUAUUAACUAUGGGCAGGCUAACCAUUUAGUCUGUGCUAUUGGAAUCUCAAUUUAUUACUCAAACUGGCCUUUAUAAAAUUGAAGGUGCACUUGUAAAAUAUGCAGUGAUACAACACUUGUAUCGGCGCGUGAAUUCAGAUGCUGUAGAUCAGAAGUUGGUUGUGCCCGUUCACUCACGUUUGAUGGUAGCAUUGAACGCAUAUCAUGCGUCACUACUGAAGGUCAGAAAUGGUAGAGGUUAUCGACGAAAGGAUGGGAAAACUGUCAUUACUCUGGAGGAAUAAGCUCAAACCCUUUUCUAUCUUAAACAUGUUAAACUCUUCUAAUUUACUGCAGGUUUCUCAGAGCUACGGCAUACAGAUGGCUUACACGCUGGAUCUUCAGUCAUAAUGUAAGAACUAGAUAUUUCACACAUGCCACAACUGGUUAUGUAGCAUCAGAGGAUAGGAACUAGAUGAACCAGCCUUUUUAGGCAACUUGUAGUGAUCUAGAGAACUUUAUACAUGUAUUAAGUAUGAAAAAUGUGAAAGUCACGUUCAGUAAUAAAUACGACUUCGAACAAAAAUUGGACCACAGACCUGUCAUUAUAAAAAUUAUCAAACUUGAAAAAUGGGCAUGUGGUGGUAAUCCCUGAUUCUCCCUAAGGCAUGAAAGGUUCAGAAAAAGUAAAAAACCAUACUAUUAUAGUUGAUAAAAAUUCCUUACUUUGCCACUGAGUUGUAUAUUUUGCCCAAAGAAAAAAAAAGAGGAUUUUUUAUCAAGUAUGUCAACCCCUGACUACAGUUACUAGUCUACUACAUACUAGCAUCUUGAGCUGUAUGUUUAGAAACCAGUACUUUGAUGAAAAGUUGACUUUGUUUUGAUAUACAUUUAGCUACUUUACAAAUCACACCCACUGUACAUUUGAAAAGUAGUAAAUAUAGCUAAGUCAUCUCUGUAACACCAGGUCACUAAACACACAGCUCAGUCUGAAGAACAGCCUUCUAUUGUGUUUGACAGAACUGUACAAUGAAGGCAUGACUACACAGUCUUGGCCUAAACUUUUUGAAAUAAUCUUAUAUUCCCAAAAAGUAUACAAAGAAUCAAAUUUUAGUGUUCCCUUUCUAUGCAGGCACACGGUUCUCCUUCCUCUUUGCAGGUGUCUUCUUCUUUGCAGGGGGUUCAGUUGAUUUUUGGAUGGUAUGGGCUGAUUGCAUUGAGCUUUGUUAUGCCUCUAACAAAACAAGAACAAAGCAAAAAUGCACAAGCCACAGGAGAC
Molecule: messenger RNA, 6973 nt
Organism: Porites lobata
Lineage: Eukaryota; Metazoa; Cnidaria; Anthozoa; Scleractinia; Poritidae
Source: the annotation of a GenBank genome assembly